Molecule: messenger RNA, 333 nt
Organism: Mizuhopecten yessoensis (Yesso scallop)
Lineage: Eukaryota; Metazoa; Mollusca; Bivalvia; Pectinida; Pectinidae
Product: ninjurin-1-like
Exons: 1
Coding region: 1-333 (110 amino acids)
Biological process (GO): cell adhesion; tissue regeneration
Cellular component (GO): membrane
Source: RefSeq, a predicted model, not a curated record
AUGCCGAAAACCUACUACGCCAAAAAAAAGACUUUGGCAGAGGGUCUGAUGGACGUGGGCCUCAUGAUAGCCAAUGCCAGUCAGUUAAAGGCCGUGCUUGACGCUGGCUCCGCCCACGAAUAUUAUCUGCUACUUGUAGUGCUCAUCAGCAUCUGUCUCUUCUUACAAGUGUGCAUUGGUGUUCUAAUCCUGGUCCUUGGGCUCACGGAGGACAACGAGGAGGAAGACCCGAGGUCCAGUAAGAUCAACAACAGUGUCGUCGGCUUAAUUUUCGCCGUGACAGUCCUCAACAUAUUUAUCGGGGGUUUUGGAAUAUCAACAUCUCCAAAUUAA